UAUAGCCCCACCCUCGACCCCAGGCGCCCCCAGCAUGAACGACAUCAGUGUUGUCAGAGAGGGGUGGCUCCACAAAAGAGGUGAAUACAUUAAAACAUGGCGCCCUCGCUAUUUCAUCCUCAAGAGCGACGGCUCCUUCAUUGGCUACAAGGAGAAGCCGGAGGUGUCCAGCGACCACAACCUACCACCGCUCAACAACUUCUCUGUCGCGGAAUGCCAGCUCAUGAAGACCGAGCGGCCCAGGCCCAACACGUUUGUCAUUCGCUGUCUGCAGUGGACCACCGUUAUUGAACGCACCUUUCACGUGGACAGCAACGAGGAGAGGGAGGAAUGGAUGCGGUCGAUCCAGACUGUGGCCAACGGCCUGAAGAGCCAGCACACGGAUGAGGAGCCAAUGGAGAUCAAGUUUGGCUCGCCCAGCGACAGCACCGGCACUGAAGAGAUGGAGGUGGCCAUGUCCAAGUCACGCAACAAAGUGACCAUGAGCGACUUUGAUUACCUCAAGCUGCUGGGUAAGGGGACGUUCGGCAAGGUCAUCCUGGUGAAGGAGAAGGCCACCGGCAUGUACUACGCCAUGAAAAUCCUGCGCAAAGAAGUCAUCAUCGCCAAAGACGAGGUGGCCCACACAGUUACAGAGAGCAGAGUUCUCCAAAAUACAAAGCAUCCAUUUCUAACGACGCUGAAAUAUGCUUUCCAAACACACGACCGGCUAUGUUUUGUAAUGGAGUACGCAAACGGAGGAGAGCUCUUCUUCCACUUAUCAAGGGACCGCGUCUUCACCGAGGACCGGGCUCGGUUCUACGGUGCAGAGAUUGUGUCUGCCCUGGAAUACCUACACUCACGCAAUGUUGUUUAUCGGGACCUGAAGCUGGAGAACCUUAUGCUGGAUAAAGACGGACACAUCAAGAUCACAGACUUCGGUCUGUGUAAAGAAGGCAUCACCGAUGGCGCCACCAUGAAAACCUUCUGUGGGACCCCAGAGUACCUGGCACCCGAGGUCCUGGAGGACAACGACUACGGCCGGGCGGUGGACUGGUGGGGCCUGGGCGUGGUAAUGUACGAGAUGAUGUGUGGCCGGCUGCCCUUCUACAACCAGGACCACGAGCGCCUCUUUGAGCUCAUCCUGAUGGAGGAGAUCCGCUUCCCCAAGAACCUGGCCCCCGAGGCCAAGGCCCUGCUGGCAGGCCUGCUGAAGAAGGACCCCAAGCAGAGGCUUGGAGGUGGGGCUGAGGACGCCAAAGAAGUCACAAACCAUAAGUUCUUUACCACCAUCAACUGGCAGGAUGUUGUCGACAAAAAGCUCAUUCCCCCGUUCAAACCCCAAGUGACUUCCGAGACGGACACACGUUACUUCGACGAUGAAUUCACCGCUCAAACCAUCACCGUUACACCUCCAGACAAAUAUGACACCCUGGACGCGGAGGACGCUGACCAGCGUACACAUUUCCCCCAGUUCUCCUACUCUGCCAGCAUACGGGAAUGACCCGGUAAAGCUGAGAAUGGGAAGGCAGGCACACACAUCCCCCAACACCCACCCAAACACACACAAACACACACCCAAACCAACACCCUCAGAAAACACGCACUCGCACUGCUGGGGAGAUCGGCAUGAGGUAAAACGAGAAAACAAAUGGCACAUGUUAAAUUCACACACCGACACACACAAACACACACAUCCCCCACACCAGUACAUCAGUGUGAGAUCAAGACACGGGUCGCCAUCAAGACUCAAACACCAGCCGUGGAUGGGCGACCUCGUCGGGUUCCGCACGGACCCCCUAGUGGUCCGCCUCUGUUGCUCCGGGCAACAGAGUUUGCGUCGGGCCUCGUCUGCAGGCCUCCUGCUGCACUACAACGGGCACCUCAACGGGCACCUCAACGAGCACCUCACCGGGUCCUCCCCACGGGACUAUAACCAGGUUACACCUGCAUCUCACCACCUCGUCACCAGCUGAAACAAUGCCACACACGCGCAUACACACAUACACACACAAACAUACACACACACACACCCCUCCAUUCACAUGUAAAAACCUGAAAGGAUUUUUUUUAUUUUAAGUAGAAUGAAAAUUAUAACUAAUGUAGAGAUACAGAAUUGAUUUUUGUUUUUCCAUUGAUACGGUUUUAAAUUAAUAUAAAGCCAUAUUUCUUCAAUUUUUUUAUUUAUCUUUUUUUAUUUUUACAAGUGCUCUUUCUGGAACUUGCUGUUACAAAUAUAGUGUGGGACUGUUUCCUACAGGGAGGGAGGGGGAGGGGCACUGGCAGUACCAUCUGUGGGAGCUGGACAGAAUGUGGUGUACCCCUCUACGAGGGACGCCAUCACUUGUGUUUGCACUGUGUUUGUGCAUGUGCGCAUGUGGGAAUGAGUGUGUCGAAGUCUGUGUGUGGGUUUGUUCAUAAAAGUGCAAGAGAAUGUAUGAACAACCAUUUGAUUUUCAAAACAUUCAUUCAUGUCUAUUGAUAAGAUUAUUUUUUUCACCAAAUCCGUUAGAUAAAUAUUGAAAAGUGGGGACACUACAGAGUACAGUCAGUGGUUUCACAGUAAUGGGGUGAUUGAAUACUCAAGAGGUUGAUAGUUUUAAAAAUCCGGUCACCUCAUUCAUUCAGUAAUUUCUUGAGAGCGCACAGAACCAUUCACCACCAUUUACCGUCACUGUUGAACAUGUCGGGGUCCAUUGGCAGCAGCUAAAUCUGCCGGAAUAUCACCUCAAUCAUUUUGUCGGACAUCCGUUUUGUUUUUUGUUGUUCCAUGUCCUAUAUCAGUGUAAUGAUUUGUCUUAUUUCGUAAAAAAUAAGCAUUUGAAUGUCCCCAUAUUUAAAGAAUGACAAAUGGUUCAAUCUUUGCUGUUUUCGCUGUGAUGAGGCCAAAAAUUGACUGACUGAUUUCCGGAGCGGUUGAACACUUUGAAUGAUUCCACGUGUAAUGUUUUGGUCCUCUUCUUUUGUGUUUUUUUUCUCAUGCUGUGUUUUUGAGUACUUGGAUAUAUUUCUUAUUUUGCCCAGAAGAUACUAGGGCACUAGUAAGAAUCUUUUUAUUUUUUUGUAAUCCUGAAUGUUUGCUCCGGACAGCAGAUUUAAAACACUCUUGUCAACAUAAGCAUAUAGUAUUCCAUAAUUGCAAGUAUAGAGCAAGGCAUGUCUCUGAACUUUGCAAAAUGAACAUCCUUGUUUUGUUUAAAAAAAAAAAAAAUCAUUUUGUUUUAAUUUUUCCAUGUAUUCUUUCAACUUAGGAAGAGACGUCUCUUUUGAGUAUAUAUUAUAUAAUAUAUAUUAAAACAAGUUCUUUCAAAUGCUGUUCCUUUUUUAGGUUCUCCAUUCCUCUGUUUCAACCUCAUCACUUUUACAGCCUGCCAUUUCACAUUUAUUUUAAGUAUAUGUUUCACUUCCACGCUUUUUCCGUUUUGUCUCUUGUCAUUAUCACCCCACUCCUAAAAUAACUGAACGAAUCAAAUCAGAUUGCUUUGGUUGGCCUUUUAUUGGCUUUCAACCCAAAAAAGAUUUGUACUAGGUAUAAGUCAUCAGUACAGGCCAAGUCUUCAUUUCCUAAAUUACAAUGUUAGAGUUGAGUUGCUUUGUUGUAGUGAGAGAGAAGAUAAGGAAGGGGUGGAAAGAGUAAACCAUUUUGUAGACAUUCUCGUGGAGCCUCCCGUCGAUGUUGCAGAGGGCUGAAGGACACGUUUUAUUUGUGUGUGAGUGAGAUACAUAUGUAGAUAACUGAAGACGGUUGUGAGGUCAUGUCAUCACGGAGCGUGAGUGUGUCCCUGCAGCUCCGGAGUCACUCCCGGUACCGAUGGCUGUUUUCGUUGUAACUAUUCCAACUUCACCACCUCGUCUCAUUGGCUCAGGCAGGGCCAAUCAGUCAAGCCUGGUGUCCACCUUCUGAAACGGCUGGGCCGGACCUGAGGAUUAUGCCACUGAUUGUCUCUCUUUGCCUUCAUCAUUAAAGGGAGAUGCCACAAAGCUUUUAUAAAGUUGGCUCGGAAGCCAUACACUGCACUUUGCUGCUAACUGCUUUGUUUAUUAGUGCUUUACAAAUGAAAGAUGCAAGCUGACACCCUUCCCCUGACUUCUCCUGUAGGCGCACACAGGCACGCUACACACCUGUUCACCAGUAUGGACAGGGAUUCACCAGUAUGAACAGGGGUUCACCACUAUGUGUAUAUACCAAAAAGGCAAAAGCUUGAUAAUAGCAGCAAUAGAAGGGGAGGCCUGCCUUAGUAGUGAUUCAUUUGCAGCUUUAUAGGUUACACGGCUUAUCUAUAUCUGAAUGUGAUUUAACUUAACAGUCACGAAUGUCACACCUUAAUGCUGAUGUAACACAUUUGAUUUUGUUUUGUAUUUUUGUUUGCUUGUUGCUAUCCAAGUUCAGAUGACAAUGAGAAAAGCAAUCUUUCGGGGAGAACAUUGUCCUUGAAGACAGAUUCAGUCCCCCACUGCAAGAUUUUACAAAGUGAUAGGGGAGACCUGCUACAUUAUGAUAGCUUAUAACGUUUGCAACUUAUUAUGUCCCAGUAAAGGUUUUUACUGAAUGAUUCAGUGUUUGUCUUUUUUUAUAGCCUACAAUGCACAUUUUCUCAUAUGACGAGAAUGUGGAUGUCACUCCCAAAUCAAGUAGGCUUUAGAAAAAUGCAUUAGGCCAAUAAUUCAUAGCCAUGAAACUUUGCCCAAUUGUUUAAUAUCAAAACAUAAUACACCAACAUGAGAACAUAAAAUAGUGCUGCAUCAAUAACUGCCUAUUGCUUUUAACCCAAACAUAGUAGGCUAACCCAAUUGUAGCAAUGCAUAUGGCACGUACAUAAGCAGAUUUAUAAUAUUGUGG
Messenger RNA from Gadus chalcogrammus (walleye pollock), 4819 nucleotides. RefSeq names its product v-akt murine thymoma viral oncogene homolog 2 (gene akt2). The transcript is spliced from 13 exons. Gene Ontology annotation, molecular function: ATP binding; protein serine/threonine kinase activity. Gene Ontology annotation, biological process: protein phosphorylation. The record is from RefSeq and is a predicted model, not a curated record. Bases 35 to 1483 code for a protein of 482 amino acids. Lineage: Eukaryota; Metazoa; Chordata; Actinopteri; Gadiformes; Gadidae.